This is a messenger RNA of Spirodela intermedia, 1016 nucleotides long. The record is from the annotation of a GenBank genome assembly. NCBI's taxonomy places the organism in Eukaryota, Viridiplantae, Streptophyta, Magnoliopsida, Alismatales, Araceae.
AUGUCUUUCUUCUUCUUCCUCUUCUUGGCUGUAGCCUUUUUGGGGCUGGCGGCGCCGUCGGCGGCGACGGUGCACAAGGUCGGGGACGCCGCCGGCUGGACCAUCAUGGGUAACGUCGACUACGCCGCCUGGGCAGCCUCCAGGACCUUCCGCGUCGGCGACACCAUUGGUACACCUUCCGCCGCCGCCUCCUCACCCCAUUUCGAUCGAACUCCAAUUUUCCUCUAAUCGAUGUUAGGAAGGAAAACACUCUUGUAUCUGAGAAAAGUUCGACGCUUUCUUUGAUCUGAUCGCGGAUGAAUCGCAUAAACCUGAUACAAAACGGAUUCCUGAUUUUCUAUUGGUGAUAUUUCCGUAUUCAUAAUUCUGGGUCCUCUGAUCAUAAAUGUCGGUGCGGUGGGAUUUAAUUCGACGGUGGGUUGACUCCCCCAACCGCUGACAUGCACUACUUGCGCUGCCCACCGCGUCCCCUUCGUACGCAUGACGAGGGGCCAAAAAUCUUAUCUCUCUCUCUCUCUCUCUCUCUCUCUCUCUCUCUCUCUCUCUCUCUCUCUCUCUCUCUCUCUCUCUCACUCAAAAAUGGGUCUUUGAAUGGAUUCUUUGCUACAGUAUUCACGUACAAUUCGAACUUCCACAACGUGCUGGAGGUGAACAAGGUGGGCUUCGGCAAGUGCAGCGCCGCCGCACCCAUCGCCACCUACACCACUGGCAACGACUCCAUCGUCCUCAAGAGCUCUGGCCACCAGUACUUUCUCUGCGGCAUCCCCGGGCACUGCGAUGCGGGCCAGAAGGUGGACAUCAACAUCCUGAAGCUCUCCUCCCCCGCCCCCUCCGGUUCUCCGUCCGCCGCUCCGGCGGCGCCCAUCGGCUCUCCUUCCUCCGCCCCGCCGGCGGUAGCCAAGCCGGGAGGCGCAGCAGCUCCGGCCCCACAGAGGAGCGGCGGCGCCGCCUCGGGCUCCGUCGGUCGCUACCUGAUGGGAUGGGUACUGUCCGCCGCCGUCGUCGUUUCUCUUUGA